GAGCGUCGCGUACGUUUGCGCGCGUCUCUUUGCUUGUGUGUGUGUGUAAGUGUGUGUGCAUGUGCAGUGUAAUUUAAAAUAAGAGACUUGCAUAUUAUAUUACAACAUAUUGUUGCAAUCAAUAAAGAGCUGCAGAAAAGCAAAUGCAAACACACAAAAGUUAAACCAACAUGAAGCAGCCUCAAUUUGAUUUCAAUUAAGUAUGGGAAUGGCUGACAAGAGGCCGUUGCUGGACUACACGGAUGAUGUGGAGGGCAAGGAUGGCUGCCAGGAUGCCCAGGAGCCGGCCUUGAUGGGCAUUGGCUUCAAGCCUGGACAAGCGCCGACGCUUCUCUGGUAUUUUCGACAGAUUGUGCUGCGACGGAAGCUGGUGCUCGGCCUGUUCUUGAUGUUUGUGUUCUCCUACUUUCUGAUUGGACCGGCAGAUGUACUGGAUCUGGACAAUAUACAGGUGCAUCAUCAGUCGAAUGUCCUGGACAUGGAAGGCUAUCUCGUCUAUAGCAACCACUGCCGGAUUGUGGAUCUGGAUCCGUACAAGCGCGAGGUGAUGCGCCACUUCAAGCGGGUCGCCUACAAGUCCUGCAAGUCCCAUCCUCCCCUCACCAUCAUCCACUACAAUGCAACUACUCAGCGCUAUGUCCUGAACAUCGAUGCCUCCGCCCUGGCCAACUCGAAGAAGCGCAGCAAACUGAGCUGCUGCUACAUGGGCGUGGAGCGUGUCAGCGAAACGGAUGUGAGCUACACGCCGUGCGUGAAAUUCAAGAGUGGAGCACAGCUGGACAAUGCGACCGACAGCAUUAUAGUCAAGUGCAAGGUGGAACGGGAUCAAGUCUACAUCAAUGGACACCCGACCAUACCGGAGAGAUCCGCCGUGCGACAGAGACUCGAUCACUGGGCGCAGAAGGACCAAGGCAAACGUGUGCCCAGCGUGUUGAUGAUUGGCAUCGAUAGCAUCUCGAGGGUGAACCUCAUACGCGCCAUGCCCAAGACAGCGCAGUACCUCUACGACAACGACUGGUUCGAGCUGGCGGGCUACAACAAGAUUGAUGACAAUACAUUUCCCAAUAUUAUGGCACUCAUGCUGGGCUACAAUCUAUCGACUGCCAUGAAGCGCUGUAAUCCCUACACAAUAAACGGCCUGGACAGAUGUGACUUCAUAUGGAAGCUGUUCCAGAAACAUGGCUAUGUUACGGCCUACGGCGAGGAUGCAAUCAAGAUCAAUACCUUCAACUACCUGAAGAAGGGCUUCCAGCAGCCCCCCGUGGACUACUACAUGCGGCCGUACUUGUAUGCGGCGGAGAAGCUGCUGGGUGGCAACAGUGUGCUCGGCAUGCCCCAUUGCGUGGGCUAUGCGACGGAGGCGGAGCACGUGUAUAACUACGCCCAGGAGUUUGCCAGGCGCUACCACAACGACAGCUUCUUCGGCUUCUUCUGGACGAACACGCACAGCCACAGCGACAUCUCGCAGACCAGCUCCAUGGACGAGUACCUGAGAGGAUAUAUGCAACGCCUGGUGGCACAGGGCACCAUGGAGAAUAGUGUCGUCGUCUUCUUCAGUGAUCACGGUCUGCGUUUUGGACCAACGCGUUCCACCGGAUCCGGGCAUUUGGAAGAGCGAUUGCCCUUCCUGUUCAUUUGGUUGCCGGAAUUUGUGAGAAAAGCACAUCCGGAAUUUGUGGAUGCACUGAGAAUAAACCGAAAUCGUCUGACCACGCCCUACGACCUGCACUUGACACUGAAGCACAUACUUUCGCUGACGGGUCGAGUUGGCAGCCAGGAAGAUCUGGGUGGAGCCAAGGACUGUCCGCAGUGCCAGAGCCUCCUGCUGCCUGUGCCGCUGAGUCGAAGCUGCGAGGAUGUUGCCAUUGAAGACCACUGGUGCACCUGCUGGCCCUACGACAGUGUGUACCAUAACUCCAAGGUUGUGCGACAGAUGGCCGAGUAUGUGGUGCGGUAUCUUAAUGAUUAUGUGGGCAGCUUCCGCAAUGGCAGCCUGGCGCAUCUUUGCCAGCCACUGACGCUGCAGAGCAUGAGCGAAGCGUACAAGGCGUACCUGAAGGAUAUGUAUCCAAAGAAUAUAGAAAUCUACCGUCUCAUCUUCUACACUAAUCCGAACAAGGCGCUCUACGAGGCGACAGUGCGCUUCAACGAUCUGCUGCCAGACAACGAGAGUUUCUCCGUGACGGGCUCGGUGAGCCGUCUCAACGAGUACAACGGCGAGGCGGACUGCAUGGAAGACUUUGCCAUCAAAAAGUACUGCUACUGCAAAAAUACAAGAUAUUAA
Drosophila navojoa is the source of this 2284-nucleotide messenger RNA. RefSeq lists its product as uncharacterized. The record is from RefSeq and is a predicted model, not a curated record. NCBI's taxonomy places the organism in Eukaryota, Metazoa, Arthropoda, Insecta, Diptera, Drosophilidae.